AUGUUCCAGUUUCAUGCAGGCUCCUGGGAAAGCUGGUGCUGCUGUUGCUUGAUUCCACCCGACAGACCUUGGAACCGGGGCCGGCACUGGCGGCUGGAGAUGGCGGACACGAGAUCUGUGCAUGAAACCAGGUUUGAGGCUGCGGUGAAGGUGAUCCAGAGUUUGCCGAAAAAUGGUUCAUUCCAGCCAACAAAUGAAAUGAUGCUCAAGUUUUAUAGCUUCUAUAAGCAGGCAACUGAAGGACCUUGUAAAAUUUCAAGGCCUGGAUUCUGGGAUCCUAUUGGAAGAUAUAAAUGGGAUGCUUGGAGUUCAUUGGGUGAUAUGACCAAAGAGGAAGCCAUGAUUGCAUAUGUUGAAGAAAUGAAAAAGAUUCUUGAGACUAUGCCGAUGACUGAAAAAGUGGAAGAAUUGCUGCAUGUCAUAGGUCCAUUUUAUGAAAUUGUAGAGGACAAAAAAAGUGGCAGGAGUUCUGAUUUAACUUCAGUCCGAUUGGAAAAAAUCUCUAAAUAUUUAGAAGAUCUUGGUAAUGUUCUGACUACUUCAAAUGCCAAAACUGUGAAUGGUAAAGCUGAAAGCAGUGAUAGUGGAGCUGAGUCAGAGGAAGAAGAGGCCCAAGAAGAAGUGAAAAGAGCAGAACAAACUGAUAAUGAUAAGAAAAUGAUGAAGAAAUCAACAGACCUUAACAAUUUGGAAAUUGUUGUCACUAAUGGCUAUGAUAAAGGCAGCUUUGUUCAGGAUAUACAGAAUGACAUUCAUGCUAGUUUUUCCCUGAAUGGCAAAAGCACUGAAGAAGUAAAACCUGCAGAGCAAAACUUGGAACAAACUGGAAAAACUACUGUCUGCAUUCACGAAGAUAUAAAUGAUGAUCACAUUGAAGAUGUUGCUGGAAUUCAGCAUUUGACCAGUGAUUCAGACAGUGAAGUUUACUGUGAUUCUAUGGAGCAGUUUGGACAAGAAGAGUCUUCAGACAACUUUUCGUCAAACAUUGGACCAUUUAGAUACUACUUGAGUGGUGAUCCCAAUCAACCCUUGGAAGAUUCUGGUUUUCCUGAAGAUGGUCAAGUAUCUUCUGCAAAUGGCAGCAUUGGAGAUAUGCAGGUGGUAGCAGUUGAAGGAAAAGGUGAAGUAAAGCAUGGAGGAGAAGAUGGCAGAAGCAAUAGUGGAGCACCACACCAUGAGAAACGGGGUGGAGAAAAUGAGGAAUUCUCUAAUGUCAGAAGAGGUAGAGGGCAUAGGAUGCCACAUUUGAGCGAAGGAGCCAAAGGUCGGCAAGUGGGAAGUGGAGGUGAUGGAGAACGGUGGGGCUCAGACAGAGGGUCAAGAGGCAGCCUCAAUGAGCAGAUUGCUCUAGUGCUCAUGAGAUUGCAGGAAGACAUGCAGAAUGUCCUUCAGAGACUUCAUAAACUGGAGACACUAACUGCUUCGCAGGCAAAAUCAUCAACAUUACAGAAUAGUAAUCAGCCUUCCUCAACGAGACCAUCUUGGUGGCCCUUCGAGAUGUCUCCUGGUGCAUUAACUUUUUCUAUUAUAUGGCCUUUUAUUGCCCAAUGGUUGGUGCAUGUAUAUUAUCAAAGAAGGAGAAGGUAA
Orycteropus afer afer is the source of this 1587-nucleotide messenger RNA. RefSeq names its product acyl-CoA binding domain containing 5 (gene ACBD5). NCBI's taxonomy places the organism in Eukaryota, Metazoa, Chordata, Mammalia, Tubulidentata, Orycteropodidae. Gene Ontology annotation, cellular component: peroxisome. Gene Ontology annotation, molecular function: fatty-acyl-CoA binding. Gene Ontology annotation, biological process: fatty acid metabolic process; autophagy of peroxisome. The record is from RefSeq and is a predicted model, not a curated record.